Molecule: messenger RNA, 4793 nt
Organism: Topomyia yanbarensis
Lineage: Eukaryota; Metazoa; Arthropoda; Insecta; Diptera; Culicidae
Exons: 2
Coding region: 153-761 (202 amino acids)
Cellular component (GO): nucleus
Molecular function (GO): zinc ion binding
Source: RefSeq, a predicted model, not a curated record
UAAAAAAACGAGAUAGCUGUCACACGAGUAGCGAUUUAUUCGUCACAACAAAAUAAUGAAAAGUUUACUGUAGUGAAUUAGUUUUUAGAAAAUUAUAGUUUUUUCACAAACAUACGAGUAAAUAGAUCUAGAUAGAUACUUAUUUACGAACAAUGGGGAGCCUCGAGGAAGCCUGCAUCACUGGUUUUCUGUGUCGCCUUUGCUCGCAAAUCCAUAGAUCAGUCAUUUUUAUCUAUGGGUCGGAAGGGAACGAGCACGAGCUAGAACAAAAAAUAAACAACUAUCUUCCCGUUAAAAUUGCACCAACAGAUCCCUUGCCCAAAACAGUGUGUGAAAUAUGCAUGAAUAAAGUUAUUGAGCAUCAUGGUAUGAUGGAGAAAAUUUUGGAAACGCAGAAAAAAUUCACCAGGAUGCGAGAAGAAGAGAUGCUUCUUCGGCAACAGCUUAACCGUAAUAACGCCUCUCAACAGCAUAGACAAAAUAAUACGUCCUCCAACACCGGUGGAAGUAGCAGUAGAAACACGAAUUUUAAUACUUCUACUACUCUGCAGCUAACAUCUGCUUCUCCGGCAUCAGCUGCGGCCGCUAGUAGUAAUACAAGAUCUCCGCCUGCCAUCAGUCCUAAUCUCAAUCGCAGGAUAACACGUUCCGUAUUCCGCCUCUAUCGUCGAUUAAAUUACGAUGUUAGUGACUAUAUAGUGGAGAAUAGCUCAUCUUCAUCUGACGAUGAUAGUGACAGCGACAGCGCCGACGAAAACUGAACUGCAUAAUCGCAUAUUUAUUAUAGUUACUAUAUUCAUAGUUUGUCGGACACAAAAGCCGGAAAACUGGCAGCUUUUAUUUCGUGAAGAAAACACUGGCAUCCCAUGUAAAUGUUCAUGCUCUAGCUAAAAAGUUUCAUUGUUGAAGUCGUCAGUAAGAACUUUACCUGUACGAAGUAGCAAAACGAAUUCGAAGAUAUGAAGACUUUUCAAUAGGUCCAAUCUACAAAGAGAGCCUCUCUUUGUAUACAUUCUCUUCCGCGAAUUACUCGGUCACCUUUCUGGUUUCCUUACAACUGUUUGCGUAAUAAGCUAGUAGAAACCUUGGUCUUUCGAAACAUACUGAUAAAUUUUUACGUUUUAACGACAUUCAAUUAGCUAGAGAUUACUGGGUAGGGAAAGUUAUGAAACUUAGAGCCAUAGUACUCAAGUGAGAGCAAGGAUGUGAAGUAAACAGAUCGGAAAACUAGAAGUGGCAGGGUCAUUAGAACAGGCUUAAUAUCGUGCGGGCUUAAUUUUUGCCUUCUGAUAAUGAGGGUCGAGCUUAGGCAGAAUAACUACGAAUCACUCGAGUUCACUAUCAUGUGUCCUUGAUAAAGGUAGACGUAUCUAUCUUUACCGUGACAACCGGCCGGUUGUCACGGUAAAGAUAGAUACCGUGCUAGCUAAAAAGUUUCAUUGUUACCGUGCUAGCUAAAAAGUUUCAUUCUAGCUAAAAAGUUUCAUUGUUGAAGUCGUCAGUAAGAACUUUACCUGUACUGCCGUUCUACGCAUAAUUGUCCCAUGUUGCUUUUUGGUCAUUUUCACUUUUUUUAACCAAACAGUCCUUUUUGAUGUAUAUUUUCAGAAAACACAUCCAAAUCAUAAAGUUUGUUCGAAGACUUCGUGAAAAAAUACCAAGUCUGUUUGUCCCAUUGUUGAUAUUCUACGCAUAAUUGUCCCACUAACAAAAAUCCCAAAAAAGUGCGCAAUAAAAAAAUAAUUACGUAGCGUUUAGUUAAGAAGUACAUUACGCUAGAUGUCGGGCACUGAAAAAAAUGAUGGAAAAAUACAGGAUCAUUAAAAAUGGCAGUGGCAAUAUUAAUCACAGCAGUGAGAACAAUCCUGUAAAGCUCUUCAUUACUAUCGUCGCUUGCAUAACAUGGCGAACGCAUCUAGGAUAAUGAGCCUAUUUUCGCAAUGUUUCUAUUAUCACGCUACCCAUUUGAAGCCACUGGUUAGUGCAGCGUUUGCUAUCUUUGUUCAACAAACUGGAUCAAAUGGUAGGGCGACAAUUGGAGCACUCGAUUGGAACUUUAGUUGCGAUCAAACACUAGCAUUUCAUCGUUUUUAGGCCAUUUGUGUUAUUAGAUUGGUUCUUAAGAACGAAGCAAGGUUGUCAAUGCCAAAUUAAUGCACUCCAUCGAGUGUAGGCAGAGUAAUUAAUGAUCUUGUGAGGUACCCUUCUUAAUAGUGUAAAAAUAGGUACUUUACCCUAUGUCCAAUUUUGAUAAAGCAACAAAUCUCCCGAGUAACAGAAAAACUCACGACAUACACUUUUGUAAAAAAAUGAGUUAUGAGCAUCAUUUACAUAGAUCGUUAUGGGACUGAUAUGCGUAGAACUUUCCGGUUUCCGCUCGAUUUCUCGGCAUAACAGUCCCACUUAACAUUUUUCUUAAAAACUAACGUUAAUUGAAUCUCUAUAAUAAAAAACUGGACUGAUUAUAAUGAAAACGAUUGCCAUGAACGUAAUUUUGGACAAUAAAGCUUUAUUUGUUACACCGUAUCCCUCCAGAUGGCUAAUACAAUUUUCAUCUUCAAUCGCGUUUUUCUCAGUUGCCAGUUUUGCAACAUGGGACAAUUGGGCGUAGAACGGCAGUGUACGAAGUAGCAAAACGAAUUCGAAGAUAUGAAGACUUUUCAAUAGGUCCAAUCUACAAAGAGAGCCUCUCUUUGUAUACAUUCUCUUCCGCGAAUUACUCGGUCACCUUUCUGGUUUCCUUACAACUGUUUGCGUAAUAAGCUAGUAGAAACCUUGGUCUUUCGAAACAUACUGAUAAAUUUUUACGUUUUAACGACAUUCAAUUAGCUAGAGAUUACUGGGUAGGGAAAGUUAUGAAACUUAGAGCCAUAGUACUCAAGUGAGAGCAAGGAUGUGAAGUAAACAGAUCGGAAAACUAGAAGUGGCAGGGUCAUUAGAACAGGCUUAAUAUCGUGCGGGCUUAAUUUUUGCCUUCUGAUAAUGAGGGUCGAGCUUAGGCAGAAUAACUACGAAUCACUCGAGUUCACUAUCAUGUGUCCUUGAUAAAGGUAGACGUAUCUAUCUUUACCGUGACAACCGGCCGGUUGUCACGGUAAAGAUAGAUACCGUGCUAGCUAAAAAGUUUCAUUGUUACCGUGCUAGCUAAAAAGUUUCAUUCUAGCUAAAAAGUUUCAUUGUUGAAGUCGUCAGUAAGAACUUUACCUGUACUGCCGUUCUACGCAUAAUUGUCCCAUGUUGCUUUUUGGUCAUUUUCACUUUUUUUAACCAAACAGUCCUUUUUGAUGUAUAUUUUCAGAAAACACAUCCAAAUCAUAAAGUUUGUUCGAAGACUUCGUGAAAAAAUACCAAGUCUGUUUGUCCCAUUGUUGAUAUUCUACGCAUAAUUGUCCCACUAACAAAAAUCCCAAAAAAGUGCGCAAUAAAAAAAUAAUUACGUAGCGUUUAGUUAAGAAGUACAUUACGCUAGAUGUCGGGCACUGAAAAAAAUGAUGGAAAAAUACAGGAUCAUUAAAAAUGGCAGUGGCAAUAUUAAUCACAGCAGUGAGAACAAUCCUGUAAAGCUCUUCAUUACUAUCGUCGCUUGCAUAACAUGGCGAACGCAUCUAGGAUAAUGAGCCUAUUUUCGCAAUGUUUCUAUUAUCACGCUACCCAUUUGAAGCCACUGGUUAGUGCAGCGUUUGCUAUCUUUGUUCAACAAACUGGAUCAAAUGGUAGGGCGACAAUUGGAGCACUCGAUUGGAACUUUAGUUGCGAUCAAACACUAGCAUUUCAUCGUUUUUAGGCCAUUUGUGUUAUUAGAUUGGUUCUUAAGAACGAAGCAAGGUUGUCAAUGCCAAAUUAAUGCACUCCAUCGAGUGUAGGCAGAGUAAUUAAUGAUCUUGUGAGGUACCCUUCUUAAUAGUGUAAAAAUAGGUACUUUACCCUAUGUCCAAUUUUGAUAAAGCAACAAAUCUCCCGAGUAACAGAAAAACUCACGACAUACACUUUUGUAAAAAAAUGAGUUAUGAGCAUCAUUUACAUAGAUCGUUAUGGGACUGAUAUGCGUAGAACUUUCCGGUUUCCGCUCGAUUUCUCGGCAUAACAGUCCCACUUAACAUUUUUCUUAAAAACUAACGUUAAUUGAAUCUCUAUAAUAAAAAACUGGACUGAUUAUAAUGAAAACGAUUGCCAUGAACGUAAUUUUGGACAAUAAAGCUUUAUUUGUUACACCGUAUCCCUCCAGAUGGCUAAUACAAUUUUCAUCUUCAAUCGCGUUUUUCUCAGUUGCCAGUUUUGCAACAUGGGACAAUUGGGCGUAGAACGGCAGUGUACGAAGUAGCAAAACGAAUUCGAAGAUAUGAAGACUUUUCAAUAGGUCCAAUCUACAAAGAGAGCCUCUCUUUGUAUACAUUCUCUUCCGCGAAUUACUCGGUCACCUUUCUGGUUUCCUUACAACUGUUUGCGUAAUAAGCUAGUAGAAACCUUGGUCUUUCGAAACAUACUGAUAAAUUUUUACGUUUUAACGACAUUCAAUUAGCUAGAGAUUACUGGGUAGGGAAAGUUAUGAAACUUAGAGCCAUAGUACUCAAGUGAGAGCAAGGAUGUGAAGUAAACAGAUCGGAAAACUAGAAGUGGCAGGGUCAUUAGAACAGGCUUAAUAUCGUGCGGGCUUAAUUUUUGCCUUCUGAUAAUGAGGGUCGAGCUUAGGCAGAAUAACUACGAAUCACUCGAGUUCACUAUCAUGUGUCCUUGAUAAAGGUAGACGUAUCUAUCUUUACCGUGACAACCGGCCGGUUGUCACGGUAAAGAUA